CCAGUAUCGAAAUAAUAAAGAAAAAAUUAAAUAAUUUUUCCUCAAACACUUUUGGAAUUGUAUCUCAAAGACGGCGCCAAGAGUAGUAAGGUCGCCGAAUAGAUUCACAAUGAAUCGUCGCGAAAACACUAUCAUUGUAAAAGGUAAUUAAUUAUAACCCGUUGAAAUUAUUUCUCUUAGAGGCUUCUUCGCAGUCGCAACUGUAGCGCAUCGGUAAGCAGCCGUCAUUUGUUGUCUUACGUUGUCUCGCAGCGGUCACAUCUGCAAGUGACCGACUGUAUCCAAGGACGUAACUUCUUAAUUGAUACGUAAAGUGAAUCUGGUUUAAACAACUCGUUUGUUGUGUGUUGUGUGAUAACGUUAUGGAAAUGUGCACUAAACAUACUGACCACACUGAUGCUGAAGGUGAGGACCCAAAGUCGAAGCCGCCACCACAGCCUCCACCCAACGGGACAGUCCAAGAACCGAAAUACGUACUGCACUCGGACAAAGAGCACUACGAUUAUGUAGCUCAAAGGUGUACACAGAAACCAACCAAUUUCUUUGAAUCAACGGGGCAUCUAAUAAAAGGAUGCCUCGGCGGAGGCAUUCUGGGUAUCCACGAGGCGUACAUGAAGGCUGGCCUGUGGACUUCCCUGGUCGUCACAAUCAUCUUCGGCUUCUAUAUCACAUACUGUGUUCAUCUUUUAGUUAAAUCAGCUCAAGUGCUAUAUAAGAGGCUCCACAUACCGGAGAUGUCAUAUCCAGAUGUGGCGGAGGCUUCGCUGGCAGUCGGACCAUUUUUGAAACUGAGGAAAUAUUCCAAAUGGUUCAGGUACGCAGUCGACGUCACGAUCUGCAUAGACCUGUUCGGCGCUUGCUGCGUCUACCAGAUCAUCAUAGCGAAGACCAUCAUGCUCCUGGUAGACGGAUCCGAUGAGUCUGAAAGAACAGACUUGAACCUCCUCAGGCUCUACGUGCUAGCACUACUGGUGCCGAUACUGCUGCUUUGCAUGAUCACCACUCUGAAGUACCUGGCGCCUUUCACUUUGGUAGCUGAUGGGUUCAUUGUCGCUUGUGUUGUUGCUACUGUGAUUUACGCUUUGCGAGUGGCACCGCCUAUAAGCCAAGCUCCAGGAUGGAAGGACACGGUGGGGUUCUUCGAGUUCUGCGGCAUUGCUGUUUUCAGCAUGGAGGGGAUCGGAGUGUCCUUGCCGAUAGAGAAUAAUAUGAAGAACCCUAAGCAAUUCCCGAUGGUGCUUUGCUGCGCAAUGGCAGUCGUGGUAUUAUUUCUGAUGAUAGUAGGAUUCUUCGGCUAUUGGGGGUUUGGCGAAAACUCCAUAUCACCGGUGACACUAAACUUCCCAUCAGAAACGUUUCCCACCGUGUUGAAAGUUCUGAUGGCCGCUAUGAUAUUCAUAACCUUCGCCCUCAACUACUGGGCGCCAUUCAACCUCGUAUGGCACUACCUCUCCAAGCAUCACGACCAUAAGAAGCACUGGAUUUGGGAAAGAGUCUACAGGGCCACGUUUAUAAUCUUCAUUACUGCCAUUGCUAUUGCUUUUCCGAAUAUCGGCAAUUUGAUGGGAUUGCUUGGUGCAUUCUGUCUGUCCAACAUGGGCUUCAUCUUUCCCGCCAUCAUAGAACUGCUGGUGAUCUGGGAGAGCCCAGGCUUGGGCCGCUUCAGAUGGAGGCUAUGGAAGAACAUCCUAGUUCUUCUAGUGGGAAUUCUUCUCUUUUGCGCAGGCACCUAUUCAAAUCUCAAGGGAUUGAUAAGUACAUUGUAACGAAUGUGACUUAAAGUAUUUUGUAGUACCUACUUACUUUAUAAGUUAUUUUAUAAUAAGUGUAUUGUUGUUAGAUAAAAGUGAGUUUACUUGGUGUGUUUUAUUUAUCCUGUCUACAUGGUUAGUCAGUAAUAGGUUGUCGUCCUUAAUUAGCUUUUAUAUUUUAGCGCUUUGCUUUCAUCUUCCAAAUGUGUACAGCUAAUGCUGAGAACAGAAGAAAAUAGUGAUUUGACACUGUGGUCUGGUUUCAUGGUCAAGUGGUAGUGACGACCUCCGU
Chilo suppressalis (striped riceborer) is the source of this 2043-nucleotide messenger RNA. Lineage: Eukaryota; Metazoa; Arthropoda; Insecta; Lepidoptera; Crambidae. The record is from the annotation of a GenBank genome assembly.